This is a messenger RNA of Sclerotinia borealis F-4128, 333 nucleotides long. NCBI's taxonomy places the organism in Eukaryota, Fungi, Ascomycota, Leotiomycetes, Helotiales, Sclerotiniaceae. The record is from the annotation of a GenBank genome assembly.
AUGUCUAACGCAGAACUCGCAAGCUCCUACGCGGCGUUGAUCCUCGCCGAUGACGGUGUCGAGAUCACUGCCGACAAAUUACAAACUCUCAUCAAGGCCGCCGGUAUUGAGGAUGUUGAGCCAAUCUGGACCUCAUUGUUCGCCAAGGCCCUCGAGGGAAAGGAUGUUAAGGACCUUUUGUUGAACGUUGGAUCCGGUGGUGGAGCCGCUCCAGCUUCCACUGGUGCCGCUGCCAGCGGUGACGCCUCUGCCCCAGCUGAGGAGAAGAAGGAAGAGAAAGAAGAGGCCAAGGAGGAGUCAGACGAGGAUAUGGGUUUCGGACUCUUCGAUUAA